Molecule: messenger RNA, 2332 nt
Organism: Perognathus longimembris pacificus (Pacific pocket mouse)
Lineage: Eukaryota; Metazoa; Chordata; Mammalia; Rodentia; Heteromyidae
Gene: Edc3
Product: enhancer of mRNA decapping 3
Exons: 7
Coding region: 62-1621 (519 amino acids)
Biological process (GO): P-body assembly; deadenylation-independent decapping of nuclear-transcribed mRNA
Cellular component (GO): P-body
Molecular function (GO): mRNA binding
Source: RefSeq, a predicted model, not a curated record
AAGCGUGAGCCACCAACACCUGGCUUGGCGUACUUCCUUUAAGUAAACUUUUCGCUAAGGGAUGUGCCUGUCCCCCAGGGUGUUGGGAGCAGCGCCUGGUCCUCCCCGCGGUCCCAUGGGAACCAUGGCUACGGACUGGCUGGGCAGCAUCGUGUCCAUCAACUGCGGGGACAGCUUGGGCGUCUACCAGGGCAGAGUGUCGGCCGUGGAUCAGGCCAGCCAGACCAUUUCCCUCACCAGGCCUUUCCACAACGGGGUGAAGUGCCUGGUGCCAGAGGUCACCUUCAGGGCGGGGGACAUCACGGAACUGAAAAUCCUGGAGAUCCCGGGGCCGGGGGACGGCCAGCCGUUGGGGGACCCUCCCCCGGCCGAGCCGGGCCCCGCCGGCCCCCACGGCCCCGGCAAGGCGGCCAAGAAGGCGGCCGCCUGCAGCAGCGCCCCGCAGAGCAUCCCGCGCAGGACGGACGCCCGCGGCCAGGACGUGGCCGUCUCCCCGCAGCAGCAGUGCUCGCGGAGCUACGUGGACCGGCACGCCGAGCCGCUGAGCCAGGCCAAGGGCUUCCGCCGGCGGCACAACUCGUGGUCGUCCAGCAGCCGGCACCCGGGCCAGGCCACCCCGAAGAAGAGCGGGCUGAGGAACGGGCAGGCGAAGAGCAAGGACGAGGAGUGCUUCGGCGAGGACGCGGGCGCCAUCCCCGACACCGACUUCGACUUCGAGGGCAACCUGGCGCUCUUCGACAAGGCGGCCGUGUUCGAGGAGAUCGACACGUACGAGCGGCGGGGCGCGCGGGCCCGGGGCGUCCCCAGCGAGCGGCCCGCCCGCUACCGGCACGACGAGAACAUCCUGGAGGCCGAGCCCAUCGUGUACCGCCGCAUCAGCGUGCCGCACACCGGCAGCAAGGAGUUCUGCACCGACUCGGGGCUGGUGGUGCCCAGCGUGUCGUACGAGCUGCACAAGAAGCUGCUGUCGGUGGCGGAGAAGCACGGGCUGACGCUGGAGCGGCGGCUGGAGAUGACGGGCGUGUGCGCCAGCCAGAUGGCGCUCACCCUCCUGGGGGGCCCCAACAGGCUGACGCCUAAGAACGUGCACCAGCGGCCGGCGGUGGCGGUCCUGUGCGGGCCCCACGUGAAGGGCGCGCAGGGCAUCAGCUGCGGGCGGCACCUCGCCAACCACGACGUGCAGGUCGUCCUCUUCCUGCCCAACUUCGUCAAGAUGCUGGAGCCCAUCACCAACGAGCUGUCCCUCUUCAGCAAGACCCAGGGCCAGCAGGUGUCCAGCCUCAAGGAUCUGCCCACCAGCCCCGUGGACCUGGUCAUCAACUGCCUGGACUGCCCCGAGAACGCCUUCCUGCGGGACCAGCCCUGGUACAAGGCGGCCGUGGCCUGGGCCAACCAGAACCGCGCGCCGGUGCUGAGCAUCGACCCGCCGGCGCGCGAGCUGGAGCCGGGCAUCGACGCCAAGUGGUCGCUGGCGCUGGGGCUGCCGCUGCCCCUGGGCGAGCACGCCGGCCGCGUCUACCUGUGCGACAUCGGCAUCCCGCAGCAGGUCUUCCAGGAGGCCGGCAUCAGCUACCACUCGCCCUUCGGCUGCAAGUUCGUCAUCCCCCUGCACUCGGCCUAGGCCCCGCCCCGGCGUAGGCCUCGCCCCCGGCCCCGCCCCCCACGCGGGGCUUCGUUUACACACCAGGCAGCUCUCAGACUGUGUUUCAGGUUUACAGCCCCUGGCGCCCCUGCCAAGCUCGCUGGUGCGCACCCUCGGGGCCUCAGCUGUGGCACUGCACCCCCCACCCCCUUCUAGAACCAUGGACGCCCAACUGGCCCACCAGAGGGCGCUCGCUCCCCGCCACCGGCUAGACUGGGCCCGGGCCUGAGCCCCUCGCCCGCGAGGGCAGUGGGCAGCUUCUGCUGGCUGGGCCUCCACGUGGGGCGCAGCGUUCAUGGCAGGACUGGGGGAACUUGAGGGGCCUGGUGCUUCUGCCCACGGACGCCCCUCUCCUUAGGACGUGAACUCCGGCUGGUGGGGUGAGGGUCCGGGCGGCCAAGCCUGGCCGAGGAGCGCGCUCCCUGCCUUACUCAGGACUCGGGCGUGGGCACUGGGCAGCCGGGCGCCGCCCGCCUUCCCUCCGGGAACUGGCUGAGGGCUGGGCUGGCCGCACCCUCCUCUGCGCCUGUCGGCCUCUGUGGUCUUGGCCUCUCGGGGGCCACCAGCCGGGACUGGAACCCCCGCCCCCGCCAGCCCCCGACGGCGGGGAUCUGUGCCUGCACUGACCCAAGGCCCAGCUCUGGCGGCCGAGGCCUGCCCCGUGCAGCUCGCUCGGGGAGACAGAACUAG